Molecule: messenger RNA, 567 nt
Organism: Rhea pennata
Lineage: Eukaryota; Metazoa; Chordata; Aves; Rheiformes; Rheidae
Gene: IFNK
Product: interferon kappa
Exons: 1
Coding region: 1-567 (188 amino acids)
Biological process (GO): defense response
Cellular component (GO): extracellular region
Molecular function (GO): cytokine receptor binding
Source: RefSeq, a predicted model, not a curated record
AUGCCCAUCCUGGUCCAGAGACAUUUACUGCAAGUUUACAUUACAUUGGCACUAUAUAUCAAAAUCUCACAUCCAGUCUGCCUUUUCCAAGGAAGCAAAGUGAACUACCAGCACAUGAACUUUCUGUGCAAAAUGAGUGCCAGUUUUCCUGUGCAAUGUCUCAGAGAAAAAACUGAUUUUAAAUUCCCCACAGAGAUUACCGAAGUCACACAGAGGAAUGCCACAGUGAUGAUCCAUGAGCUCCUCCAACAGAUCUUCUAUCUAUUUAGCAAAAAUCUUCCUGAAAGUGUUUGGAAUGCAAGCUGUAUUGAGAAAUUCCAAAAUGGUAUUAAUCGGCAAAUUGAAGAAUUGGAGACAUGCUUAUUGGAAGAACUAUCUAAAGGAAGAAAGAGCUCCCGAACAGGGGUCCUAAAUAGCACUACUCUCAGUGUGAGAAAGUACUUCCGAAGAAUCACCAACUUCCUAGAAAAUCAACAAUAUAGCCACUGUUCCUGGGAAGCAGUCCGAAUAGAAGUGAGAACAUGCUUUAUAUUUAUUGACUGCCUUAUGAGAAAACACAUGACAUGA